Dibothriocephalus latus is the source of this 510-nucleotide messenger RNA. The record is from the annotation of a GenBank genome assembly. NCBI's taxonomy places the organism in Eukaryota, Metazoa, Platyhelminthes, Cestoda, Diphyllobothriidea, Diphyllobothriidae.
GCGGGUAAGAUUGCCAGCUGGGAUCGUAUUAUUGCAGUGAACGGUCAGCUUAUCGACGACUACGACACUGCCCUGCAGCUGUUGACUCGAUGUCCCAACCGCGUCAGUCUUCGCGUCUCUCGUAUCAAGCCAGUGCAUCUCCUUCAUCCAAUUGUUGAGGGCCGGUCCACCUCACCCCUUCCCAAGACAUUUUCUCCCCUCAAUGCUCCCCCAGUGCCUAUUGUGCCGGGCGUGGAGACCACCAUCGAGCUGCUGAAAGGCAGCGGGGACCUGGGCUUCUCCAUCGUCGGCGGCGUUGAUACCAUCCACGGGAGCGUGUUCGUGCACGAGGUCUACGAGGGCGGUGUGGUUGCUCGUGAUGGCCGCCUGAAACCCGGCGACCGGCUGCUGGCCGUGAACAAUGUUGACCUUCGCAACGCAACGCAUGCCACUGCCCGAAAUGUGCGUUUUCUACCUGCGGAGUCUGUCUUGUGUUUUCUUCACAGUGCUUACUGCUUUCUCACCAACUAA